Spinacia oleracea (spinach) is the source of this 1814-nucleotide messenger RNA. RefSeq lists its product as uncharacterized. The coding region runs from base 347 to 1306 and encodes 319 amino acids. The transcript is spliced from 6 exons. Gene Ontology annotation, biological process: transmembrane transport. The record is from RefSeq and is a predicted model, not a curated record. NCBI's taxonomy places the organism in Eukaryota, Viridiplantae, Streptophyta, Magnoliopsida, Caryophyllales, Amaranthaceae.
UGUAAUCCAAUUAUUUCCCGUGAACAAAAUAUACUGUUCUUAGUUCUUAGUUCUUAGUUCUUAGUUCUUACAAACAAAAGGAAAAUUAAGAGGGCAAGAAUAGAACAAUUUUUCUUCUUCCUCAUUUUUUAAAAUUUCCUUUGAUUUGAUGGGAAGUUUAUACUUUUCUUCAAGAAAUCAAACUCAUUCAUUGGUUCAGAUUCCUGAUUUAAGUUGAGAUUUCGGCUAAUUUCCCCCCCUUUGCUAGCCUAUUUUGUGAUUCUUCAAUACUUAGGGUUCUUGAUUUUUUAAAAUUUUAAUUGAGAUUUCGGCUAAUAUCUCUCUCUUCGAAUCACAUUUCUUCCUAAUGGAGUCAUCUGGUGCUCGAACUCCGGCAUUCGGUCAAACAGAGAUUAAUUGGGAUAAACUAGACAAGACAAAAUUCUAUGUUGUCGGAGCUGGGCUUUUUACGGGGAUUACAGUGGCACUUUAUCCAGUUUCCGUUGUUAAGACCAGGCUACAGGUUGCUUCUAAGGAUGUUGCUGAGAAAAGUGCGUUUUCAGUUGCCAAAGGCAUAUUGAAAGCUGAUGGUGUACCUGGUUUGUACAGAGGAUUUGGCACAGUGAUCACAGGCGCAGUUCCGGCCAGGAUUAUAUUUCUCACUGCUCUAGAGACUACAAAAGUGGCAGCUUUUAAGAUGGUUGAACCACUUAAAUUGUCUGAACCAUCACAGGCAGCCAUCGCAAAUGGUAUUGCCGGCAUGGUUGGAUCACUUUCUGCGCAGGCUGUGUUUGUACCAGUGGACGUGGUUAGCCAGAAGUUGAUGGUACAAGGGUAUUCGGGCUACGCAACAUAUAACGGAGGCCUUGAUGUUGUUCGCAAAAUUUGUAGGUCAGAUGGUGUUCUGGGACUGUAUAGGGGUUUUGGUCUAUCAGUGAUGACAUAUGCCCCUUCCAGUGCUGUAUGGUGGGCCAGUUAUGGAUCUAGCCAACGUUUAUUUUGGAGCCUUCUAGGAGAUGGGACUGAGAAGCAAGAAGCUCCUAGUCUAGGGAAAAUUGUGGGGGUUCAAGCUGCUGGGGGUGUUGCUGCUGGUGCCACAGCAUCUUGCAUAACAACUCCUUUAGACACCAUUAAGACUCGCUUACAGGUAAUGGGACUAGAUAAUAGACAGAAUACUGUUCAAGUUGUAAAGAAAUUGAUUGCAGAUGAUGGUUGGAAAGGUCUUUAUAGAGGACUAGGUCCAAGAUUUUUCAGCAUGUCCGCUUGGGGAACUUCUAUGAUACUGGCUUAUGAAUAUCUCAAGCGGCUAUGUGCAAAGGAGGACUAGUUUUUUACGACAGCACAUUUGCUGAAUUGCUUUGAAGGAUUCAGCUUACUCACCCUUGGCCCUUUUUCAUCGCCAUUCUUUCAUCAACUGCCAUCAACAAUAACGAAAAACUUUUUGCAACUUGUUUUCGUGACUUCAGUACACAGCCUCUGAUAAUCGCUCCGUAAGAUGGGUUAUACCUACUGAAUUAGCAAUUUGUAUUUAGCAGAACAUUCCUGUUACUCAAAAUCAGGGAGAAUGUCUGUUCAUAAAACAUAGAUUAGAAAGUUACAGAGAAGAGCCGUCAUUUUUCUGUAUAUUCUCAAUGGACUACAAAAUAUAAAAGUCAUGAGCUUACACAGUUACACCCCAAGGGUGGCAGUGGUAAAUUCAUUGAACCGUAAAAAAAAUUCUGGUACAAGGAAGAUGUAGCUUUAUUUUUCCUUUUUACACAUUCCUUUGUUCAUAAUGCUUGAAAUUUGCAAAUGGUGUAAAAUUAUAUUAGCAUAUUGCUCUCCCCUUUGUUUUA